GCGCUCAUUUUUCCACCUUCAAGGACCUUUGUCCCCGACCGACCUUAAUUACACUCCUUCACUUUGCGCAUCGAAUAAAAUUCCUCCGCGCGAUUAUUUCUUCGCACUCAUCAUCCACUUCUCAUUUCACAUAUUACGAAUCCGCUUAGAAUAAUCAACCAACAAUUUUGCCAAGAUGGCGAACCUUUACUUCCAACAUUCCGAUGCGCCUCUCAAGACCAUUCAGGAGAUAGUCUUCAGCAUUCAGUCUCCUAAGGAGAUCAAGGACCAAAGUGUCGUUCAAGUUAUUUUUCCUGAGACUAUGGAUGAGACUCGGACGAAGCCAAGAAAGCAGGGACUGAACGAUCCUCUUCUUGGCUCGCUAGACCGCCAGUACAAGUGUGCAACUUGUUUGGAGGGUAUGAAUGAGUGCGUUGGUCAUUGGGGACAUACAGAGCUGGCUGUGCCCGUCUUUCAUCCAGGAUACUUGAAGAAAGUCAAGAAGAUUCUGGAGACCGUCUGCCAUUCCUGCAGUAAAAUGCUAGACGACAGAAGCAAUCCUGAAUUCCAAGCCGCGGUGAACAUGCGGGAUCCCAAGAAGCGUUUCCAAGCUGUUUGGACCGUCUGUAAGAAGAAGAAGUGGUGCAGCAACGAAGUCCCAAAGGAAGAUGAGGACAAGGAGUAUGAGCCUGGUACUAAGCCUAAGGGGCAAGGCCACGGUGGAUGUGGCAAUAUUCAACCUGCGAUCCGCCAGACGGCUCUACAACUAUGGAGCACGGUUAAAACCGUUUCUGAAGAUGGCACCAAGGGAACCAACAAGGAGUUGAUGAGCCCAGCCAAAGUCUUGGCUAUUCUCAAGAGAAUAUCCAUCGAUGACAUGCUCGACAUGGGCUUAAACCCCGACUUCUCUCGACCCGAGCAUAUGAUCCUCACGGUCCUGCCUAUUCCGCCUCCUGCGGUUCGCCCUAGCAUUUCCAUGGACGGAACCGGUCAGGGUCUAAGAAACGAGGAUGACUUGACAUACAAGCUGAGUGAUAUCAUUCGUGCCAACAGCAAUGUGCGUGAAGCCAUUCGAACAGCUGCGCCUAAGCAUAUCCAAGAUGAAUUUGAGCAACUGCUCCAAUACCACGUUGCCACCAUGAUGGACAACGACAUUGCCGGCCAGCCUCAGGCGCUUCAGAAAAGCGGUCGUCCCGUCAAAUCCAUUCGAGCCCGUCUAAAGGGAAAAGAAGGAAGAUUGCGUGGUAAUUUGAUGGGAAAGCGUGUCGACUUUUCCGCUCGUACCGUUAUCACAGGUGAUGCCAACAUCUCUCUUGACGAGGUUGGUGUGCCUAGGACCAUAGCCAAGACUCUGACGUACCCGGAAACAGUCACUCCGUACAACAUUUCUCGUCUCCACCAACUCGUUCAGAAUGGACCUAACGAACACCCUGGUGCCAAGUAUGUUAUUCGACAGGACGGUACGAGAAUUGAUCUACGACAUCACAAGCGGGCUGGUCAAAUAAAUCUUGAGUACGGUCAGAAGGUCGAACGACAUCUUCAAGAUGGUGAUUACAUCAUUUUCAAUCGUCAACCGUCACUUCACAAGGAAUCCAUGAUGGGACAUAGAGUCAAGGUGAUGCCUUACUCCACCUUCCGACUGAAUCUUUCGGUCACUUCGCCGUACAAUGCCGAUUUUGACGGUGACGAGAUGAACCUUCACGUGCCUCAGACCGAGGAAACGCGAGCUGAAAUUCGUGAGCUCUGCAUGGUUCCGCUGAACAUUGUUUCCCCCCAACGUAACGGACCGUUGAUGGGUAUUGUCCAAGACACCUUGGCUGGCGUGUACAAGAUGUGCCGCCGUGACGUAUUCCUGACCAGAGAGCAGGUCUACAACAUUAUGCUGUGGGUUCCUGAUUGGGAUGGCGUUAUCCCCCUGCCUGCUAUCGUUAAACCCCGACCUCGUUGGACUGGAAAGCAGAUUGUGAGCAUGAUCAUCCCGAAGGAGAUCAGCCUCUACACCAAGGCAGGAUUGAAGCGGCCUGUCAAGUUCGAAAACAACCAAUGGAACCCUGCGGAAGACGAGGGCUUGCUUAUCCAGUCUGGACAAUUGCUCAUAGGCCUUCUUACAAAGAAGAACGUUGGUGCCGCUAGUGGUGGUAUCAUCCAUCUAUGUUACAAUGAGCUUGGCCCUGAUGGCGCAAUGGCCUUCCUGAAUGGAUGCCAGCGUGUUAUUAACUACUGGCUUCUCCACAAUGGCCACAGCAUUGGUAUUGGUGAUACCAUUCCAGACAAGGUUACCAUUGCUAAGGUUCAGCAUGAGAUUGACCAGCAGAAGGCCGAGGUGGCGGAGCUAACGCUCCAGGCAACGGCAAAUCAGUUGGAAGCUUUGCCAGGUAUGAACGUCCGAGAAACCUUCGAGAGUAAGGUUUCCAAGGCUCUGAACUCCGCACGAGACAAGGCUGGAACAGUCACAGAAAACAGUCUUAAGGAUAUCAACAAUGCAGUCGUCAUGGCUCGCUCUGGUUCAAAGGGUUCAUCCAUCAACAUCUCGCAGAUGACCGCUCUUGUCGGCCAACAAAUUGUUGAAGGCAAACGUAUUCCUUUUGGUUUCAAGUAUCGAACACUCCCUCAUUUCACCAAGGACGAUUACUCGCCGGAGGCCCGUGGGUUUGUCGAGAACUCUUACCUACGUGGUCUCACACCUUCAGAGUUCUUCUUCCACGCCAUGGCUGGUCGUGAAGGUCUCAUUGAUACAGCCGUAAAGACGGCCGAGACUGGUUAUAUUCAACGUCGUCUAGUCAAGGCCCUUGAAGACGUCUGUGCGAGGUACGACGGAACGGUUCGUAACUCGCUUGGCGAUAUCAUUCAGUUCGUCUACGGUGAGGAUGGACUGGACGCUAUGUAUAUCGAGAAACAGCCGAUGGAUCAUUGGGUCUUGAAGGAGUCUGACUUCGAGGAUCGUUACCGCCUAGACGUGAUGGAAGGUGUCCGCACACCCGUACUGGACGCACUGGAAUAUGGCCAAGACCUUGUUGGCGAUAUGCAUGUGCAAGAGCUUCUCGACAUGGAAUGGGAAGCCCUUUGCCGAGAUCGUGAGUUCCUUCGGGAAUUGAAGAAGAACUCUGAGAAGCUUGAGGACAUGUUCCAACUUCCUCUCAACAUUGGUCGGUUGAUUGAAUCUUCCAAGAAGCUUCUCAAGGUUGAUGACACCAAACGAAGCGACCUCUCUCCUCAGGACGUCAUUCCUACUGUAAGGGGUCUAUUGGACCGAUUGAUCAUGGUUCGCGGUACCGACGAUGUCUCAGUAGAGGCUAACGAUAAUGCAACGAAGCUUUUCAAGGCCCUGCUACGUUCGCGUUUGGCUUUCAAGCGCCUUGCGGUCCAGCACAGGCUAAGCAAAUUGGCCUUCCGACAUAUCAUGGGUGAACUAGAGACUCGCUGGUCUAAGUCAAUGGUAAGCCCUGGCGAAAUGGUUGGUGUGUUAGCUGCGCAGUCGAUUGGAGAGCCUGCAACGCAGAUGACCCUUAACACAUUCCAUUUCACUGGUAUCUCAUCUAAGAACGUCACCCUUGGUGUUCCCCGUCUCAAGGAAAUUCUCAACGUUGCCAGCAACAUCAAGACGCCUUCGAUGAUGGUGUACUUGGAUGGUUCUACCUCUCAGGAACACGCGAAGACACUUCGUAGUGUAGUCGAACACACUAACCUACGCUCCGUUACGGCGAUGACCGAGAUUUACUACGAUCCCGAGAUUGAUUCGACCCAGAUUCCGGAGGAUGAGGACUUCGUAACGUCAUACUUCCUGUUGCCCGAUGAUAGUAUGCCGGACCAGGAUAGACAAUCGCGAUGGCUGCUUCGAUUUGUUCUGGACCGGCAAAAAAUGCUGGAUAAGGGUCUCACGGUUGAAGACGUUGCUAUUCGUCUUCGAGAAGAGUAUCCCAGUGAUCUGGCCGUCAUUUGCAGUGACAACAACGCGGAUCAACAAGUGAUUCGUAUUCGCCCAAUGCCAGAAGAUAAGGACGAUGCUGAGAAAACCAUCGAGGACGACGUUAUGCUCAAGCGGUUAGGCGAACAUCUUCUGGAAAACCUUACUCUGCGAGGAAUCAGAGGUAUUGAGCGAGCUUUCCUGAACAAGGGAACCCGAAUCGCCAUCGACAAGCAUGGCGCUAUGAUCCAGGCCAAGGAUACUCCGUUAUGCGAGGAAUGGUACCUUGAUACCCAGGGUACAGCUCUACGAGAAGUUCUUGCAAUUCCUGGAGUAGAUGCCAGACGCACGAUUACGAAUGACCUGUGGCAGACUGUUGAUGUCUUCGGAAUUGAAGCCGCACGACUUGCGCUUCUGAACGAGUUGAGACGAGUAUUGGCUUUUGACGGUUCGUACGUCAAUGAACGUCAUCUUACUCUCCUAGUAGAUGUCAUGACAUACCGAGGCAGCAUUGCUGCAGUUACGCGUCAUGGUAUUAACAGAGCUGACACCGGUGCCCUGAUGAGGUGUUCUUUCGAAGAAACGGUUGAAAUCCUCCUAGAAGCUGCUGCCAUGGGCGAGCUCGAUGACUGCAGGGGUAUAUCCGAGAACGUCAUGCUAGGUCAACUUGCCCCAAUGGGUACUGGUCACUUAGACGUGUUCCUCGAUCCUAAGAUGCUCGAGACCGUCAUCUCAGAUAACUCUAGGAUGGGCCUGAUGCCUGGCAUGACUGUUAAGGGAAGUCAGCUAGAAGGUGCGGCCACUCCAUACGAUACUGGAUCUCCAAUGGCAGACUCCGGUUAUGGUAUUUCCCUCGCGUCACCGUCGAUGGGGGCUGGUAAUUUCUCGCCGAUUGUUGGAGCCGGCUCCGACUCGCCUUCUGGCUUCGGCACAGAGUAUGGAGGAUUCGGUAGUGCGAGCCCAUACGGCGGACGAAGCCCUGGUGCUACCAGUCCAUUCUCUGGCGGCGCGUCACCUUCGUCGCCUUUUAGCAGCUAUGGUGGUGGGGGUUACUCACCAACUUCUCCUGGUGGCAGCUAUUCGCCCACGUCACCGAUGAUGGGAACUCGAUACGACAGUUCGCCGCGCUUCAGCCCGACUUCGCCAUCUUUCUCCCCGAGUUCACCUCAGUUCAGAGGUGCAGGCGCAACCAGCCCCUCGUACAGUCCCACGUCACCGACUUAUUCGCCCACGUCACCUUCGUCUCCAAGACAUUACUCCCCAACAUCUCCUAGCAUGAACUCUCCCACGUCGCCCAACUAUUCUCCCACAAGUCCUACCUAUAGUCCGACAUCGCCCAAUAACCAUCAGGGAGUCACAUCGCCUAUCUUCUCGCCCUCUUCUCCUAAUUACUCCCCAACUUCUCCUAUGAGCUACUCGCCUACGAGUCCACACUUCCACGGAAGGGCACAGCAGUCGCCAACGAGUCCUUUGUACUCGCCUACGUCUCCCACGUAUUCUCCGAAGGAUCCUGGCGCUGGCAGUAGUACUAGCCCGAAGUUGUACGUAUUAACAUUCAGUAUAUGAAUUAAUGAAGGAAAACUAACCGAGUACUCUAGUUCUCCUACCUCCCCCAAGAACGAUUAGUUCUGUCUUGCAUACUAUACAUCUGGCGUCAUGCGUAUUCUUCACAUCCGCAUUUAGGAGUUCUCGUUUACCUCUUUUUCUAACUUCCCGUUUUUACUUGACCUCUACAAGAGGCAUAAUGCAUUAUCA
Messenger RNA from Annulohypoxylon truncatum, 5638 nucleotides. RefSeq names its product beta and beta-prime subunits of DNA dependent RNA-polymerase. The coding region runs from base 176 to 5449 and encodes 1757 amino acids. Lineage: Eukaryota; Fungi; Ascomycota; Sordariomycetes; Xylariales; Hypoxylaceae. The transcript is spliced from 3 exons. Gene Ontology annotation, molecular function: DNA binding. The record is from RefSeq and is a predicted model, not a curated record. Gene Ontology annotation, cellular component: RNA polymerase II, core complex. Gene Ontology annotation, biological process: transcription by RNA polymerase II.